AAGCCGCUUCCUUCCCCAACGCCAGCGCCAGUUCCUCUCCCGGAGGGGCCCGGGAAGGGCAGCGAACGCUCGACACUGGAAGCGCCGCGGCGGCGGCGGCAAGACCAUGGCCGAGCCCCGGGGGCCCGCGAGCCCGGGGCCCAAGGCCUCCCUCGCCGCCACCGCGCUGAGCCCGCGGAGCGCCCUGCAGCCCCGCCCCUGGAGAGUGGACGCCGGCACCCUGGGCAGGUACCGGGGCCACACCGCCGCCUCCCGGGACCCCCUCCUCCACGGCUCGCUGAUGCUCUCGGGAGCGGGCUCGGGCCGCCGGCGGGGAGCGCUGCGGGAGCUGCUGGGGCUGCAGGGGGCGGCCCCCGCCGGCUGGCUGGCUGAGGAGCGCGCCGAGGAGCAGUGCCCGGCCGGGCCGAACGGGCCGGGCGGCGGCGGGCUGUGCCUGGAGCCCCACGAGCACGCGUGGAUCCUGGCGGCCGCCGAGGGCCGCCUGGAGGUGCUGUGGGAGCAGCUGGAAGCCGAGCCCGCCCUGUUGCUGCGCUGCGACCCGAUCACGGGCUACACGGUGCUGCACUGGUUGGCCAAGCACGGGUGCCACGAGGAGCUCAUCCUGGUGCACGACUUCGCCCAGCGCCGGGGGCUGCAGCUCGACGUGAGCGCCUCGGGCAGCGGCGGCCUCACGCCCCUCCACCUGGCCGCCCUGCAGGGCCACGACAUGGUCAUCAAGGUGCUGGUGGGCGCCUUAGGGGCUGACCCCUCGCGCCGCGACUACAGCGGCCACCGGGCCUGUCACUACCUGCGGCCCGACGCGCCCCAGAGCCUGCGGGAGCUGUCGGGGGCCGAGGACUGGGAGACGGCGGGCGGCUGCGAGCGGAUCAACGCCAACAACAACAGCAGCGGCGCCGCCGCCCGGGCGCUGCGACAGACCCCGAGCUCGGUGGGCACGACCUCCGUGGAGGCCCCGGCGAGAGCGGGGGCGUCGCCCGGCAAGGAGAAGAGCUACACCGGCAGCCGGGUGGCGCAAAUUCAGGGCCUCCUCCGCCAGAUGUUCCCCUUCUUCCAGGACCGUUGAGGGCGACAGAGACUGGAGAGCGCGGACGGAUCGCGACGCUGCGGUCGAGGCCUCGGUCUCGGGU
This is a messenger RNA of Odobenus rosmarus divergens (Pacific walrus), 1127 nucleotides long. RefSeq names its product sosondowah ankyrin repeat domain family member D (gene SOWAHD). Gene Ontology annotation, molecular function: protein binding. The transcript has a single exon. The record is from RefSeq and is a predicted model, not a curated record. The coding region runs from base 107 to 1063 and encodes 318 amino acids. NCBI's taxonomy places the organism in Eukaryota, Metazoa, Chordata, Mammalia, Carnivora, Odobenidae.